This is a messenger RNA of Baudoinia panamericana UAMH 10762, 1397 nucleotides long. RefSeq lists its product as uncharacterized. Lineage: Eukaryota; Fungi; Ascomycota; Dothideomycetes; Mycosphaerellales; Teratosphaeriaceae. The transcript has 3 exons. The coding region runs from base 115 to 1311 and encodes 398 amino acids. The record is from RefSeq and is a predicted model, not a curated record.
AAAGUCCUCUUCGACGUCCUGAAUUUAAAGGCCGCGCGGAUCAGCUCCGGCCAGAGUGCCAAGGAACGUGCCGCGACCAUCAAGAAGUUCAACAAUCCGGACGACAAGGACCUGAUGGCGCUCAUCUGCUCCUCCCGCUCGGCCGCCGAGUCGUACAACUUCCAAAAGGCCUGCCACAACAUCAUCAUCAUGGACGUUGUCAACUUCAACACCAUCACGCAGAUCAUCGGGCGCUGCUAUCGCAUCGGGCAGAAGCACGAGCAGUUCAUCAAGGUGCUCACGCUCAACCGGUCGUACGAUCAACCGGUCCUCGCCCGAUACGCCACCGCCAUGAUUGCGCAGCUGGCCGCCACCUCCGGCAGCGCUAUGGGGACCAUCAAGGACGAGGACGCCAGCAAAGCCCUGGAGGAUGGCGAGUUCAAGACCAAGGUCGAGGGAAUCGCGGCCCUCAGCAAGCGCAGCGUCCUGGAAGAGGCGCGCGAGGCGCUGUACAACGACGUGGUGCACGCCAAGUUCCGCCGCAACUUCGGCGUCCGCUCCGACCGCGACAACGAGUACUGGCUCAGCGAAACCAACCCAGAUAUGAAGCUGCUCAUCCCAGAGGAGCUUAGGUUCUUCACGGACAAGGGCGGUCGCGCGCUCGCUCACAUCCGCACCCUCCUCAAGAACCAGAAGCUCGCGGACGAGCCCACCACCCCGCUCUCCAAAGGCGUGAAGGACUCCAUGCAAUCGUUGCAGCGCACGCGUGACCGCCAGGAGAAGAAGGCGGAGAAAGACCGGGCGCGGGCGGAGAAGGCCGAGAGCAAGCGCAAGCGGCAGGAGGAAGCCGAGGCCAAGACAGAGGCCAAGAAGAAGAGGAAGCUCGAGGAGGCGCGCCAGCUGCUCGCGGAGAAUGGCGAGUUUGCGACCCCGGCAGUGGCGUCGACACCAGGUCUCAACCCGCCCAAGCGGCCCGCAGGAGAGACAGCGACUCCUUCGGUGUCCGGCCCCGUCAAGAGCGAAGAAGCGCCCGCCGCGUACACGACUCGCGAGAAGGCGGAAGACGUCGACAUGCCGGACACGACGCACGAGGGGGCGGAAGACGUCGACAUGCCGGACACGACGCGCGAGACGGCGGAAGACGUCAACAUGCCGGACACGGUCCAUGAGACGGCAAAGGAGGCGGUAGAGGACCUCGGGAUGGCGAACGCCGGUACAGUAACUGGGACAGCGCCGACCCCCCGUCAGGACUCCCCGAUUGCGCCCAAGGCCGCGACCCCCCUAGCAUCCAGCGACCCGUCGGAGCUAGAGGAAGGAGAAGAGUGUGCGUAGUAACCCUUUUUACCGGCCGGUAAACUCGACUAACGUUUUAUUCUGCCUUUUAGCAUCCCCAGCGCCUCAGGGUGCGACCAACACGG